AUGCUCCGUAUCCUUCUGCUGCUUGUUACCCUUCCACUUUCCACCAAAGCUCAGACCAACGGCAACCUCACCUUGGGCUCCUUGUUAACAGCGGAUGACCGGAACUCUUCCUGGCUGUCGCCGUCAGGCGAGUUUGCCAUUGGGUUCCGGAAAAUGGGACAAGGGGCUCAUUUGCUGGCGAUAUGGUUUGAGAAGGUAGAGGACAAGACCAUCGUCUGGUCGGCGAAUGGCGAUAAUUUAGCACCAGAAGGUUCGAAGAUCCAGUUGACUGCCAACGGCCGAUUGGUGCUCGCUGACCCGAAUGGAGGAGAGUUGUGGUCUCCUAGCCCGACUGUCGCUGGCGUAGCUUAUGCAAGCAUGCUCGACAUGGGGAACUUUGUCCUAGUCGGCCAGAACUAUGUCAACUUGUGGGAGACGUUCAGCCAACCGACCGACACAAUGCUGCCUACGCAACAGUUAGAUCAAGGGACUAAAGUUAACGCUCGCUACUCCGAAAUGAAUUACUCCACCGGGAGAUUCCACUUCAAGCUAGGAGAUGAUGGAAAUCUCGCAUUCUAUGCCACUCGUGACCCGUGGGUUGCCUCAGAUACUUACUGGGUCAGCAACACCAAAGAUAGCGGCUUCCGAUUGAUAUUCAAUCAAAGUGGUCAGGUCUACCUCACGGCUAGGAAUGGAACAUUGCUCAAACUCAUCACCUCAGACACCGUCCCGACCAGUGAGUUUUACCAAAGAGCAAUCCUUGAAUACGACGGGGUCUUCAGGCAAUAUGUCUACCCCAAGCUGGCAAAUUCGAGUUCUGGCCGAGCAAUGGUCUGGUCGAUGGUCUCUUCCCCGGUCCCUCCAAAUAUAUGCAAAAGCAUCAGUCAAACUAUGGGUUCUGGAGCUUGUGGGUUCAACAACUACUGUGUUCUUGGAGACGAUCAGAGGCCCCGAUGCCUCUGCCCACCCGGAUAUACUCUGUUAGAUUCAACAAAUGAGAUGAGCGGAUGCAGACAGGACUUCGUACCGCAGAGUUGUGAUGGAAGUAGGCCUGAAACAGACCAGUUCGCUUUACAUGAAAUGUUCCAUACAAACUGGCCAAUGUAUGACUACGAGCGUACUGCGGCACAAACCGAGGACAGGUGCAGAGAGGUUUGCUUGGCUGAUUGUUUUUGCGCAGUUGCUAUUUUCAGCGGCAAAACUUGCUGGAAAAAGAAGCUCCCUCUUUCCAAUGGAAGGAUGGAUCCUAGUGAGAUUGGAAAAGCUCUGAUAAAGGUCAGGAUAAAUAACUCGACUUCAAAAUCUACGGGAAAUGGAAACAAGAAUUCCACUCUGAUUAUCAUCGGAUCGGUGCUGUUGAGUAGCUCUGUAUUUGUGAACUUGCUUCUACUCCUCAUUACCUAUUUAAUUUAUAGAAGCUUCCGAUCUAGGGAUUCUAAGUUAUCACGACCAGUCCAGAUCAACCAAGCCACAGGUAUGCAGACUUUCACUUAUCAAGAGCUUCAAGAAGCAACAAAUCAAUUCAAAGAAGAACUAGGUAAGGGUGCUUUUGGAACGGUGUACAAAGGUGUUCUCAGAUCCGAGUAUACAAACUUUGUGGCAGUAAAAUUGCUGGCAACAAGGACUGGAGAAAGCGAAAAGGAGUUUGAAAGAGAAGUGAUUGCAAUUGGCCAAACUAACCACAAGAACUUAGUUCAGUUGCUUGGAUACUGCAAUGAAGGUCAACACCGACUUCUGGUGUAUGAGCUCAUGAGCAAAGGCACUUUGGCAGAUUUCCUAUUUGGUGCUUCAAGGCCCAGCUGGUACAGAAGAAUAGAAAUUGCCUGCGAUGUUGCACGGGGCCUCUCUUACUUGCACGAUGAUUGCACCAGGCAUAUAAUCCAUUGUGACAUCAAGCCGCAAAAUAUUCUUCUUGAUGGCUCUCUUACAGCAAAAAUAUCAGACUUUGGGUUAGCUAAGCUCUUGAUGGCGAACCAAACACGAACCACCACUGGAGUCAAAGGAACCAGAGGUUAUUUAGCGCCAGAAUGGUUCAGGAAUAUGCCUAUUUCAACCAAGGUAGACGUUUACAGCUUCGGCAUUUUGUUGGUAGAGCUCAUCUGUUGUAGAAAGAACUACAAGCCAGAAUCAGAAAUUGAAGCUCAAAUUGUGCUGGUUGACUGGGCAUAUGACUGCUACCACGACGGGAGCAUACUUAAGCUAGUGGAAAGCGAUGAUGAGGCAUCGAGUGACAUAAAGAGGGUGGGAAGAUUUGUGAUGACAGCAUUGUGGUGCAUCCAGGAAGACCCGUCUUUGAGGCCAACCAUGAAGAAAAUCACUCAGAUGUUGGAAGGAGCUGUUGAAGUCCCAAUACCUCCAGUUUCAAGCUCUUUUAUCAGUUCAGUAUGAUUUUGCUUAUUAAGAAAAUUGUUGUCGCUGUAAUCAUGAAAAGUACUUGUAUUGUCUGUUAGUGCUA
Molecule: messenger RNA, 2434 nt
Organism: Eucalyptus grandis
Lineage: Eukaryota; Viridiplantae; Streptophyta; Magnoliopsida; Myrtales; Myrtaceae
Product: G-type lectin S-receptor-like serine/threonine-protein kinase LECRK3
Exons: 1
Coding region: 1-2367 (788 amino acids)
Biological process (GO): protein phosphorylation
Molecular function (GO): protein serine/threonine kinase activity; ATP binding
Source: RefSeq, a predicted model, not a curated record